UUGUCGGCUACAGAAAUAAACCUCCUUCACACAGGCAGCGGAGACGGUGUCCGCACUGUAAACGCCACAACGGUUCACUGAGGUCGAGUAGGUCAGCAGGAGAGGUUUAUUAGCACAGGUAGAGAACUAGCUGAAGCAUAAAAUAAGAAAUAAAACACAGUUAUUAGUGUUUUUGGUGUGUCAGGUGUUGAAGGCGGGCUAGCUAGACAGAGCUAGCUGACAUCAUCAAUUAGUCCAUUAGCUAGAUUAAACAGGGACGGUGGCUGUUAGUUGUACAUCGAGUUAAACGGUUUUUAAAAAUAAUUAAAGCGUUUCAUUGAAUCGUUGUGAGCAUCCUCAGUCGGUUAUAUUUAGUCCUUCAGCUCGGUGACGUUGAGGAGCUGCGAUGGACUUCCUUGCUGGAUGCGUAGGAGGUGCUGCUGGAGUCUUGGUUGGACACCCAUUCGACACAGUUAAGGUGAGACUUCAGGUCCAAAGUAUUGACAAGCCUCUGUACCGCGGGACUUUCCACUGUUUCCAGUCCAUCAUACGUCAGGAGUCGGUGUUUGGUUUGUACAAAGGCAUUGGCUCCCCCAUGAUGGGCCUUACGUUCAUCAAUGCCAUAGUGUUUGGUGUUCAGGGAAACACCAUGCGGCUGCUGGGACAGGACACCCCAAUGAACCAGUUCCUUGCUGGUGCCGCAGCAGGUGCGAUCCAGUGUGUCAUCUGCUGCCCCAUGGAGCUGGCGAAAACCCGCAUGCAAAUGCAGGGCACUGGAGAGAAGAAGUCCACAAGGAAGCUGUACAAGAAUUCCCUGGACUGCUUGGCACGCAUCUACAAUCGGGAGGGGCUGCGGGGCGUGAACAGAGGCAUGGUCACCACAUUUCUCCGCGAGACACCCGGCUUCGGAGUGUAUUUCCUGGCCUACGAUGUGAUGACGCGCAGCCUUGGUUGCGAGCCAGAUGACCGCUUCAUGAUCCCCAAACUGCUGUUUGCCGGGGGCAUGGCUGGCAUCGCGUCCUGGCUCUCCACCUACCCUGUGGACGUGAUCAAAUCGCGGCUGCAGGCGGACGGGGUGGGCGGUGUCAACCAGUACAGUGGCAUUGCUGACUGCGUGCGACAGAGUGUCAGGAGAGAGGGCUACAUGGUGUUCACACGGGGCCUCACCUCCACGCUGCUACGAGCCUUCCCUGUGAAUGCGGCAACCUUUGCUACUGUCACACUCUUCCUCAUAUACGCCCGCGGGGCGGAGGAGGGGCCUAAAGACUGUGAGAUGGCUCAGCCAAGCCACCACGCACAGAUGCAGCAGCAGGCCCAACCCUCCAGCCUGUGAUGGCCCACAGGUCUCACCCUCACGGCAGGCACUUUACAAGAGCAUGGAAAGACAAAAUCAAAAACAUCUUAAAACAGACUCUUUACUACUGUCUGACUCAGUCUCCCAUCAGACCAGUCAUUCCCACAUUUGAGACAGAAAUACCCGGUUUAUAUAAACGCUCGUUUAUACUUCAUGUCAAAAAGGAAAAAACUGUAUUUAUUUUUUAGCCGUAAUUUUACGUUUCAGGUUUGCCUCUGAGGAGGCAGACUGGUAAAGGGGACGGUUUUAGCAGCAGCUUAAAUCUCGUGUGUGACGCUGAUCUAGACUUGUUACUGAGCCACUAAACUACUGUAAGUCCGUGGCUGGGUAGUGUGUGCACUGUAGAGCCUGACGGUUGGCAUCUUGAAAAGUGCAGUGUUUAACUGCACCUGUAUAUAUCGUUGACUUCUAUCUUUUUUUAAUGUAUAUUGGAAACCUUUUUCCUGCCUUAUAAUAUGAAUACUUUUAUUUUUGUUUGAGGAAGCUGAAGCACCUGUUUGUACCUGAACUGUAGCCUCUUAAGAGCCAAGCAAGCAAGAGAGAGGGAAUGUAGCGUUUGAUAAGAACUCGCGUGUGCUAUCAAACCAAAAAACAUAUUGCAGCUAUAACCGAAUCCUCACUGAAGCACUAUUACUCCAUACUGAACAUAUCAGUACCUACUGUAAACAGAAUCCACUGGUCUGAAGGGCUCUUCAGGGACCGAAUGUAAAGUCUGUUUGUGUGUAAAUCUGGGUGUUAGAUGGCGUUAUGUUGUAUGUCCUGUUUAGCAUGUUGUGUCCCCCUGUUUUAUUUUAUUUUUGUAAAGUGCUGUUAUUUUUCUAAGAAUAGCUUUUAAGUCUGCGCUUGAUAUGGUUAUAGCAGGGUCAGAAAUGUGUUCUAGGGGCUCUCUUUAAAGUUUUGGAAAUGGUUAAAACUGAGAGGCAGUUAAAAGGCCAAAUAUUUUGGAUGGCCCUCGUUCAUUUUACUCCGUUUGUAUUUAACUUGUUGUCAAAUGUUAAUGUGUAAUAGGGACCACUGUGGUGGUGAUUUGUGGCAGACUAUAGCCCCCUUUACACAGCCUGCUCAAGGCUGUCAUUGCACCUGAUCACUCUGUUUAAAGCGUAUGAGCACUGAAUGAGGGGAGGGAGUUGUAGUAGGCAGUGGAGGCAGUAACAGAGCGGAGUUGGCGUUAAGUAAUGGUGUGUUCAUGCAUCUUGUUAUUCACACAUAUACAGCUGCUGGGGUGUUUUGUGUAGUAUUUUGCAGCUGGUGAAUUUUUGCCCUGAACAGUCGUGCUAACAGCCGUGCUAACUAACUGGGGAAGGCAGCUAACGGCUAACUUGGUUUGCAGUAAAGUAAAACCGAUAGCUAGAAUGAAGUGAUGUGAAAAUGGAGGCUCCGUGCUUCUAACCAGCAUGAACUAAGACAGCGACACGCACAAAUUUUAAUUACUUAGAGCACUUUGCUAAGAAGCAACUAAAUGAAAUGGCCCACACACGUCACAAAUACAUAGCUUAAGAAGUUUGCAUGUAGUCCUGUGGCUUUGCUCACUUUUCUCCAAGUCCUUUCUUUUUUGUGUUCUGUCUCUACAGUACUGACGUUCAGUGGCAGAGCUCCGGGUGGCCUCAGGUGGCCACAUUGUUUGUUCUGAUUCUCGGUGACGUCAGAGGAAUCUCAACCAGAUCUUAACGCUGAUAUUCUUUCGCGACACAGCAUCAUGCAAAUGAAAAAUUUCAACUCAAGUGAAGAUGCACUAGCCACAUUGCCCUGUUUGAAUUGACAGUUAUGAAUUAAAGGGGGCAAAAACAUUUAAUGUGAACAGCCCCUAAAAGGGACAGCCGGCACACGGGACUGCCUGCACACACACACACACACACACACACACACACACACACACUAGAUGUGGUUAUGUUAAGCAGGAUUUAUACUUGUGUGCCAGCUCUCUGCAGAACCUACGCCUUUGUGAGCAUUUAUAGUUGUGCAGUGGUGUGUCUGUGUCACUCUGCAGUUACACCUCCAAAACACUAGUUGG
Messenger RNA from Epinephelus lanceolatus (giant grouper), 3344 nucleotides. Its product is annotated as mitochondrial basic amino acids transporter. Gene Ontology annotation, molecular function: high-affinity L-arginine transmembrane transporter activity. NCBI's taxonomy places the organism in Eukaryota, Metazoa, Chordata, Actinopteri, Perciformes, Serranidae. Gene Ontology annotation, biological process: mitochondrial L-ornithine transmembrane transport. Gene Ontology annotation, cellular component: mitochondrion. The record is from RefSeq and is a predicted model, not a curated record.